Molecule: messenger RNA, 606 nt
Organism: Sparassis crispa
Lineage: Eukaryota; Fungi; Basidiomycota; Agaricomycetes; Polyporales; Sparassidaceae
Product: Riboflavin kinase
Exons: 4
Coding region: 1-606 (201 amino acids)
Biological process (GO): riboflavin biosynthetic process; FMN biosynthetic process
Cellular component (GO): mitochondrion
Molecular function (GO): riboflavin kinase activity
Source: RefSeq, a predicted model, not a curated record
AUGGCAGAGACAGCGGCGGAAGUCGCCCAGUUGGACGAGAGGCCUUCUGCACCUGUCCGGACGGACACUUCCCGGGUGGCACGACCGGAUAUCGCUGGGCCAGACACUCCUGAGCAUCCAUUCCCGAUCAUACUCUCGGGUGCGGUUCAACGCGGUUUUGGGAGGGGAGGCAAGGACCUGGGCUGUCCGACUGCAAAUUUCCCCGAUGAGUCUAUCUUGCCCAUGAGCUCCGUAACGCAAACAGGAGUCUAUUUUGGAUAUGCACAAGUCUCUAGAGAGAAGGACGGGAAGAUCGUCCUUCCUGAAGAGGAUGCGAAAGUAUUGCCUAUGGUCAUGAGUCUCGGCCGGAACCCAUUUUAUAAGAACAAGAUGCUGACUGCGGAGAUACACCUCAUGCACGAUUUCCAGUCUGACUUUUACGGCCAUGAAAUGAAGGCUGUCGUGCUUGGGUACAUUCGUCCUCAGCUAGAUUAUAUUUCCCGAGAAGCCCUCAUAGAGGACAUAGAGACAGAUAAGCGGGUGGCUCUGAAGUCACUGGCGAGACCAGGCUACGAGAAAUUCAAAGCAGACCCUUCAUUCGAUACCACCAACCUCUCUAGACUAUAA